GGCAUUUAAAGCUAAUACGCCUCACGCUAGCGUUGCUGUCAUUGCCCUUUUACUUAACCAAUUACCGUGGUUGAAUCUAAUCCCAACAAGUUUCUUCUUCCAUUCACAGCCUCUAAUAUUGGCGGCAUUCACCAUGGCAAACGACGCCGCUCUUAAGACCUCUCUCCUUUGGCUGGCGGCAGUUAUAUUAGUGGUUGGAAUAUGCACUCACUCUUUCAAGAAGAUGAUGGCUACCUAUGUCUUGGGUGUUGUUGGGAUUGCUGCUAUACUCUUACCUGAUUGGGAUUACUUCAACCGUGAUUUCUCUCGUUGGGCUUACCCUGUUACUUCUGAGGAAAGAGAAGCCUCUCUUCUUACCCAACCAUCUGGAUUCCUAAGAUUUGCGAAUUCUCCUUUGAGGGUGAUUGCUUAUGGCGUGGUUUAUGGAUAUACUAUGUACAAAUGGUGGGAGUAUGUAUCAGGGUAACGAAUGAUUAACGAGUUUUGUGGAAGCAACUGCAGAUUCUUCAUAACUCCAAUUUUAGCUGUACGUUUAAAAUUUUGUUUCUUAAAUUUGUUUACUUUGGAGGAAUCCAUAAACUGUAGCAGUGACUGUUGAAGAAGUGUUUCAUUUUUUCUGCAGAAUAGAAUAUAAAAAAGGAUGAUAAAAAUGAGUUCAUCCCCUUUUUCAUUUUGAUCUUAUAAAUGAUAAGGACUAAAAUAGAGUCCUCCCUAUA
Messenger RNA from Gastrolobium bilobum, 716 nucleotides. Its product is annotated as signal peptidase complex-like protein DTM1. The transcript has 2 exons. Bases 134 to 466 code for a protein of 110 amino acids. The record is from RefSeq and is a predicted model, not a curated record. Gene Ontology annotation, cellular component: signal peptidase complex; endoplasmic reticulum membrane. Gene Ontology annotation, biological process: anther wall tapetum development. NCBI's taxonomy places the organism in Eukaryota, Viridiplantae, Streptophyta, Magnoliopsida, Fabales, Fabaceae.